AUGACGAUGAAAAUUCGAUGUAUCGUUCAGCCCUACUCCGAACUGUAUUCAGCCCGUCGAAAAUGGGAUGGAUGGAGAAAAAACAAAGUGCUGGCAAAAAAGAGGCUACGGGUUCCCACUCAGAAAAUGAAGGACCUGAACUGCCCUCUCCCAAAUGAGCAAUCUGUUUGUCCAAUAAUCUCUGCCAAAGGGGGGACCAUUGGUCCAUCACCCUACAGAGGCCAUACACCCAGCCCAUCACUGUAUGACCUCAACACCUCUGGUCCAUCACCUGGUGGAGGCCAUACACCCAGCCCAUCACCGUACAGCCUCAACACCUCUGGUCCAUCACCUGGUGGAGGCCAUGCACCCAGCCCAUCACCGUACAGCCUCAACACCUCUGGUCCAUCACCUGGUGGAGGCCAUGCAGCCAGCCCAUCAGCGUACAGCCUCAACACCAUUGGUCCAUCACCCUACAGAGGCCAUGCACCCAGCCCAUCACCGUACAGCCUCAACACCUCUGGUCCAUCACCUGGUGGAGGCCAUACACCCAGCCCAUCACCGUACAGCCUCAACACCUCUGGUCCAUCACCUGGUGGAGGCCAUACACCCAGCCCAUCACUGUAUGACCUCAACACCUCUGGUCCAUCACCUGGUGGAGGCCAUACACCCAGCCCAUUACUGUUUCAUGCACUUUUUGAUCAUUUCUUCACUGUUGAGGAGUGUCAAAAUGCAGUGCCCUUUGGUCGCCCUGGCAACAACCCCUCAGGAAAGGAAGGAAAGCAGGUCCUUGACUGUAAAAAAGUUGACGGAAUCCUAACUUAUAUCCUGAGAUGUGCAACUCUACCGGACUGGGAACCAAUUGAGGAGGCCAAGCUCAAGAAAGCCUUUGUGAACAAAUGUAGGGCCAGAGCAGGCUCCAAGGAGUAGGCCACUGAUAUAGCCUGUCCUAUGUGGACCGCUAUCUCUCUCUCUCUACCCCUUCUUUUAUUUUUCUUAUUCGUUUUCAUGGUAAUAUGUUAAUAUAGUUAGUAGUAGUAGGCAACGGGACUGCCAGACCGGUAAUGACCAUGGCAAAUUCACAUACGGUAGUCUACUGCCGGCAACGGCACCGAUCGGGUCAGAAUGAACACCAUCAACGACAACAACUCCUAUUGGCUGCUCCCAU
Molecule: messenger RNA, 1147 nt
Organism: Xyrauchen texanus (razorback sucker)
Lineage: Eukaryota; Metazoa; Chordata; Actinopteri; Cypriniformes; Catostomidae
Product: skin secretory protein xP2-like
Exons: 5
Coding region: 1-909 (302 amino acids)
Source: RefSeq, a predicted model, not a curated record